AUCGCUAUCAUCGGGCGCAACCAUCGAUUACUCAUACUUAUCGCUUGGCAGCUGCCAUCGCCAGACAGAAACAAGGAAAGGAAAGAAAGCACUCGAAGUGAUUUUAACAUCAGAUCUAUAGUAAACGCAAAAGUGCCACAGAGAACGAAACAUCCGAGCGCAGCCAAACGCAGAAGAAGAAACGCCAGCGAGACGAGGACGCCAAGAUGAUUAAACUAUUCACGCUGAAGCAGCAGAAGAAAGACGGCGAACAAAAGGGCAGUCAGCAGAAGAAAUCCUCCGCUGCCCAGCUGCGCAUCCAGAAAGAUAUUAACGAACUGAACCUGCCAAACACUUGCGCCACAGACUUUCCCGAUCCCGAUGACUUGCUCAACUUUAAGCUGAUCAUCUCGCCCGACGAGGGCUUCUACAGAGACGGGCGCUUCGUGUUCAACUUCCGCGUCGGAUCCAAUUAUCCGCACGAGCCGCCCAAGGUGAAGUGCGCCACCCAGGUGUACCAUCCCAACAUCGACCUGGAGGGCAACGUCUGCCUUAACAUUCUGCGCGAGGACUGGAACCCAGUGCUGAACAUCAACUCCAUCGUCUAUGGCUUGCAGUUUUUAUUUUUGGAACCCAAUCCCGAGGAUCCGCUCAACAAAGAGGCGGCCGACGUCCUGCAGACCAACCGCCGCCAAUUCGAGAGCAAUGUGAAAAAGGCGAUGCGCGGCGGCUGUGUGGGCGAGACCUACUUCGAGUGCUGUCUGCUCAAGUGAUAUAGGGAAUCCGGUCUCUUACUUUAAGCCUGCCCAUACACCCCUCCCUACACCCGCUAACUGGAGAAGAUGAUGAUGAUGAUGAUGAUGCAAACACGGACGAAAAUCGGCGACAACAAAUUAUUGUAAUAAACGAAAGCAAAAUCCACUGCGUGCGAAGAAGUAGCCGAGUCGAGUCACCAAUUUCUAGUUUUUAAUACAAUUCAUUUAGCAAUUU
This is a messenger RNA of Drosophila suzukii, 969 nucleotides long. RefSeq names its product NEDD8-conjugating enzyme UbcE2M (gene UbcE2M). Lineage: Eukaryota; Metazoa; Arthropoda; Insecta; Diptera; Drosophilidae. The record is from RefSeq and is a predicted model, not a curated record.